AUGAGUGAGGCCCCAGAGAAGUCCACAGGUGGCAGGCUUCGCAACCGCCGCCGCAGGACAGACGACGACGACGAGAAUGAGGAGCAGGAACAGCAGCUCGAGCAGCAGAAGGUCACGCGUCGCAAGGCCCCAAAGGCAAUGGACGCCGCGCCCGACACGCAGCCUUCGACCCACGCUGACCCCGUCGCGAUGGGCGCUCCUGCAGUGCCGCCGUCUUCAGUCGCAACAGCAACAGCGGCAGCGGCAGCUGGCGGUGAUAGUGGUGCAGGAGCUGCGGUGGCUGGGCUCCAGGGUGCCACAGGUGCGGCGGAGGACAUAUUUGAGAUAGCAUACGACAGCUAUACCUCGGAGGACCUGUAUGCGCUGCUGAAGCGCCACACCCGGCAGGAGGUGGAGAAGCGUAUGGCGGAGCACGAGCAGCUGCGACGCAAGCAGCAGCAGGCGCCGCAGGUGGAGCGGUUCCUCGAUGCCACCGUCACUGCCCGUACGGGUGGCAGCAGCAGCAGUGGCGGAACGGCGGAGGAGAUGGGCGGGUACAAGUACAGCGUCAUGUUGCAGCGUCUUUUCGUCGCCCUCAACCGCAACAAGGAGAGCAGCGCCAUGUCAGAGCGCAACCAGCUGCCGGUGCCGCAGCUUGAGAAGAUUGGUAAGAAGAAAGUCAUCAUCACGAACUUUGGCCGCAUCUGCCAGGCCUUCCACCGUCCCAUUGAGGAUGUGAAGGACUACAUUGAGAAGGAGCUCUCUGUAGGUGGAAACCUUGACAGCAACGAUGCCCUCAUCCUCAAGUACGAAAUUCAGAAGGCAACGGCGUUUGACAAGAUUCUUAUCAGGUACCUCGAUGAAUACGUCAAGUGCAACUCGUGCCACAAGAUCGACACGACACUCACGAAGGAGGGGCGUCGCAUGGAGCUACGCUGCAAUUGGUGCACUGCCACACGCUCCGUGCAGGCCGUCGGAUCCGCUACGUACAGUGCGCAGGUAGGCAAGCGCUCCAAGGUCCGGCUGCAGGCACUCACGCUGUAG
Trypanosoma grayi is the source of this 1023-nucleotide messenger RNA. Its product is annotated as translation initiation factor. The record is from RefSeq and is a predicted model, not a curated record. Gene Ontology annotation, cellular component: eukaryotic translation initiation factor 2 complex. Bases 1 to 1023 code for a protein of 340 amino acids. Gene Ontology annotation, biological process: formation of cytoplasmic translation initiation complex; translational initiation; formation of translation preinitiation complex. Gene Ontology annotation, molecular function: mRNA binding; translation initiation factor activity; translation initiation factor binding. The transcript has a single exon. NCBI's taxonomy places the organism in Eukaryota, Euglenozoa, Kinetoplastea, Trypanosomatida, Trypanosomatidae.